Nothoprocta perdicaria is the source of this 3220-nucleotide messenger RNA. RefSeq names its product transmembrane serine protease 2 (gene TMPRSS2). Gene Ontology annotation, biological process: protein autoprocessing. The record is from RefSeq and is a predicted model, not a curated record. Bases 666 to 2120 code for a protein of 484 amino acids. NCBI's taxonomy places the organism in Eukaryota, Metazoa, Chordata, Aves, Tinamiformes, Tinamidae. The transcript is spliced from 18 exons. Gene Ontology annotation, molecular function: serine-type endopeptidase activity; protein binding. Gene Ontology annotation, cellular component: membrane.
AGGCGUUUGCCCGCAGCAUCGCGAGGAGCAGACCCAUCUCCGGGCUCGCGGGCGAGCAAGCCCCGCGUGCCGGGGAAACGCCAAAACCCAGAGAGCAGAACCGGCGCUUUGGGGUAGAAGAGAAAAAGAAACAGGAUUUCAGGAAUUGCUCAGUUUGUAGAAAGAUCCUUCUUGAGGACAUAAGACAGAACUCAAAUCACAGUAAUCCCAAGGCAUAUGUGAGAAGAAGCUAAGAUAUUUCAAGUUAGCUGUCUGCUGUGACAGUGCAUUCCACUGUAUUCAUCACUAAAUCCUAGAUCUGAAACAAAAGCAGAUUUGACUUUGGGAAAUCUGUGUCUCUGGAAGUCCAAACACUUCCAUACUGGAAUAGUGAAGUUCAGCGGCUGAGCACUACUAAAUGGCAGGUCUGUUCCUGACCUGGGUGUGCUUCUUCCAAAACUAAAGAGGAAACAAGGAACAAACCUACCUUCCUUCAAAGUAAUACUUGGCCUCCAGUCUAUGUCUGGGCAGACCUGCAUUUCCCAGCACUACUAUGACGAGCUGAGCAAGAAUGGAUGCGACAUAAACCAGAAGGUUUGAAGACUUAGUCACCAAUCUUGAUGCACUUGCUGUUGACACUUUAUUUCCAAACACUUGAAUUAUUUCAGCAUUUCUGACAAAGGAAGAUGACCUCUACUGCAGGGAUACCACCAUACUAUGAAAAUCAUGGCUUUCAGUCAGAAAACUUCCCCCCUGCCAGGCAACCAGUAGGUGCUAAGGGAUAUCCACAGUACCUCUCUCCAAAUAUUCCAUCAGUGCCAAACUACGUUCCAAGAGUUGCUACCUGGCAGUCGAGUCGGCCGGUGGCACAUUCGACCAGGAGAGCCUGUGCACCAACUACAAAGAAGAUCAUAAUAAUUAUCAUAUCCAUUUUACUAGUCAUAUGUUGUAUAAUUGCUGCAUUCUUCAUUUGGUAUUUUGUGGAAAAUCGCUGUCUUGGCUCCUUGAUAGAGUGCAGCAAUUCAGGAGUGUGCAUGUCGCCCUCGCAGUGGUGUGACGGGGUGAUCCACUGCCCCAACGGCGAGGAUGAAAAUCGGUGUGUUAGACUUUAUGGACCAGACUUUAUUCUGGAAGUUUAUUCACCUGUCAGCAAGUCCUGGUAUCCUGUUUGCCUUGAUGGCUGGAAUGACGAUUAUGGAAAGAUAGCAUGUCAAGACAUGGGCUACAGUGCAGGUACAUAUUACUAUAGUAAAGGAGUAGCACCAGAAGUUGACUCUAAAAGCUUUAUGAUGCUGAAUACAAGUGCUGAGAAUAUAGAUUUGUACAGGAAGCUCUAUACCAGUGACUUCUGUGUCUCAGGAAAUGUGGUUUCUCUGCGCUGCAUAAAUUGCGGCCUCCCCACCAAAAAUGCAAACAUUAUGAGCAGGAUCGUGGGCGGAAAUCUUGCAUCGCUUGGCCAGUGGCCGUGGCAGGUCAGCCUCCACGUGCACGACGUCCACAUCUGCGGGGGCUCCAUCAUCACCCCUGAGUGGAUAGUGACCGCUGCGCACUGUGUGGAAGGGAGAUAUUCUAACCCAUACAGCUGGAAAGUUUAUGCUGGGAUCCUGAAUCAGAAAGAUAUGAUCUUCAUAAAUGGAUACAAUGUGCAAAAAGUAAUUUCCCACCCAGAUUAUGAUGCAGAUUCUAAAGACAACGAUGUCGCUCUCAUGAAGUUAGAGACCCCAUUGACUUUUAAUGACAAUAUAAGGGCAGUUUGUCURCCCAACCCGGGAAUGAUGUUCGAGCCCAAUGAGGAGUGCUGGAUAUCUGGGUGGGGAGCAGAGGCUGAAGGAGGCAAAACAUCAGAUAGCUUGAGGUGUGCUAUGGUGCGCUUAAUAGAACAUUCUAGAUGUAAUUAUGUCUCUGUCUAUAAUGGGAUGAUUUUGCCUACAAUGAUCUGUGCUGGAUUUCUCAGAGGAGGAGUUGAUUCCUGUCAGGGUGACAGUGGAGGUCCUUUAGUGACUAAUAAAAACUCUUUGUGGUGGUUGGUUGGAGAUACCAGCUGGGGAACUGGCUGUGCUAGUCCAAACAAACCUGGAGUUUAUGGGAAUAUGACUGUGUUUACAGACUGGAUUUAUAAAAUCAUGCAGGCAAACAGAUGACAACAUUCUCUGUCCUUUUUGCUGAUUGAUGUUACUGAGAACAAACCUAAAUGAAGCCGUGGGUGCCCGGGAUAUUUAUUCACCUUACAGAUGAUUUUUCUUUCUGAAUUUUAUUUUUAAAAAGCAACAUGAAGGAUCACACGCUCGGUUCUGUGCUGGUUACAGUGACUGAUUUAAUCAAUGAAGAUCUAUCACAAUAAGCACCUCUCUCCUGAAUGUGGUGCCUGGCAGAAAGCUGUUCUGCUUGGAGAAAGCAGAAAGUCAACUGCUUACUCUGUUUUAAGUAACUUUCACUGGAUAAUCAUCAGGUGCACGUUCAUAAUGACAAUCGUGAUCACAAUUUAACUUCAGGUUUUUGUAGCAGGAUGUUGAGGCAGUUGGUUUAGUCAUGUUUAAAAUGAUGUGAACAUAGAAUCUCUGAGCUGCUGGUUGGCAUUUUAAGGAAAAAAGUGAUUUUUUUUUUUCGAUAUAUACGGAAUAUAUGAAGGGAAGAUUUCAUGCACUACAAUAGAGGCACAGAAGAAAUACUGUACAUUUAACCUGUUAAAAAUCCUCAGGAUCUUGACAGCUGUUGUCCAGGUCAGAUCGUCCAAGGCAAGAUCCACCUGACCACCUCAGUAAUUAAAAGCGCUGUCCUGCCUUAAGCCACUGUGAAUCCCUGAAGGACGAGAGCUGCCGUCGCUCCAGGCUGCAGCAGGGAGCAGCGGGAUAGGGGUCCUGUUGGGGAGGUCGACAACUGCUCCCAUCAGAGCACGCCUCCCAAAGGGCAAGGUUUGCUCUGUUUAUUAUAGCUGUGUUGCAAGGGACAGGCCUCGGCUUGCAGCUGUGCGUGCAGAGGCUGGAGGUUAUGUGCAAAGAACACACAGAUCUGUGUCUGCCUAACCAGAUGACUACCUCAUUCAUUAAAUUUGGCUUUUAAUUCCUUAAAGCUCUCCUCCUUAAAGAAUCUGCAUGUAUGUUUUUAGUGAAAYGUGUUAAGCAUCAGAGUGCUGUCUUAGCUAGGAUUAAAAAAAAUAAUAAUAAUUUAUAAUCAUAGUACAGAGGAUCAAGAAGCCAUAACAAGUUACUUUUGAUAAAAAGGAUGCAUGUUUUGUGUGAAA